AUGCGGCGUUUUUACUCAAGCAAGUCUCGUUCUUUUGCUGAAAUUGUCCCUCGAACCACUCGUAAAAUCUUUAAAAAACGACCGGAUAACAGUAAAAGUGUUCAGGAAGCAAAACCACCUGAGGUUCCAAAAAAUCAAUCAACAGAUUAUCGUGAAAAUGACUUCAAAAUUCAGAUGCUUUCACGGAAUUUGCAUCGACAAAUUUUCAAAACAAAUGAUGAAACUCUUUCGAUGUCUGAUAAAAAGCUCUUUGAAAGGUUCUUAUCGGACUUAAAAAGACACGAAUUGAAGUUAGAAACAUCACCGCGAUUCAAAGAUGUUCAAUUACAAUUGCCAGAACUGAAAGGCGCGAACAUCGAAGAACAUUUUUACAAAAUCGGUGAGAUGCAAAGUGAGCCUUACAAACAAUUAGCAUUAAGUUUAGUCAGUAAAUCAGCUCCAGAAAUGCCAAAAAACUGGAUUUUUCAAGCCGGUUGGGUUCAAUAUCAUCCAGAAAAUGGUCCUCAAGCUGUUGAUUUCCCUCCCGACGACGCCUUAGUGUUCGACGUUGAAGUUUGUGUCAAUUGUGGUCCCGCUCCCGUAAUGGCAGUUGCUGUCAGUGAUAAAUGUUGGUACUCGUGGGUAUCAAAUUCGCUCGUUAACUUCACAAAAACCGGUGAAAUUGCUCAAGAAAUCCCCCUUGACGACUACAUUCCGUUGGAAUCGAAGCAAUUAACGCACAAAACUCCCCGAAUGGUCAUCGGACACAACGUUUCGUACGAUCGAGCUCGUGUCAGGGAGCAAUAUUACCUCCAUCAAUCGGGAUUACGGUUUUUGGAUACGAUGUCGUUGCAUGUCGCAGUCAGUGGGGUCACAAGUUACCAACGAGCGAUGCUAAAAUCGAAAAAGGAACCCAGUCUUGAUGAUUUUCUGUGGCGGGAACAGACCUCGUUAAAUAGUUUGCUCGAAGUUUACAAACUUUACUGCCAAAAAGACCUUUCGAAGGAGGCACGAAACAUUUUCAUGGAAGGCAGUUACCCCGAUGUCGUGGAAAAUUUUCAGGAUCUCAUGAAAUAUUGCGCUUCUGAUGUCCUGGCGACACGAGAAGUGCUGACGAAGCUUUUUCCUUUAUUUCUCGAGAGAUUCCCUCAUCCCGUGACUCUCGCUGGCAUGUUGGAGAUUGGAAUGGCUUACUUACCGGUGAACGAGAACUGGAAAAAAUAUGUCGACACAGCAAAUGCGAUUUUUGACAAAAUGAACAUCGAAUCGAAGCAAUUGUUGGCUCGAAAAGCGAUUGACGCCGUGAAAUUAAUGAAAAAUGAGCAAUACAAGAAGGAUUUAUGGCUCUGGGAUGAAGACUGGUCCGUAAGAAAACCCAGAAGCACGAAAAAGAAACAAGAUGAAACCAAAGAAGAGACAAAUAUCGAACCGUACAACGCAAAAUUACUACUUGAAGGUCUCGAAAAAGAAAUUUUAGACGACUUAAAGGAGUUAGACACGACAUUCCAUGCGAAUUUUCCCAAAAUCAAGUCGAAAAAACCUCUUUAUUUGCCGGGAUUUCCUGCGUGGUACCGAAAAUUGUGCUCAAAACCCGACACAGAGACUUUCAUCACCUAUGGCUUUCCCGAUAAAGUCACAAAUAGCAUGCAAAUCACCCCAAAACUGCUGAAUCUCUGCUGGGAAGGAUACCCCUUGCACUACAUCAAGGGAUAUGGUUGGGGAUUUCUCGUGCCUUUUAAAGAUGUGCAUUCGGAAGACUCGGAAACUAAGAAAAUUCCCAUCAAAGAGUUGAUUAAAAAGUGUCCAAUUGUCGAUCCGCGUACUUUUAGAGGUGCCAGACCGGAUGAACUGGGAAAUUUGUGGCAAGAUGUCGAACAAAAGUUGAGUCGGAAGGAUUAUUAUGCAAAAGCGAAGAAAGAUCAGACAGGCGGGCGGUACAAUGGAACAGGAAUUUUUUCGAAUAUCGUUCUGGAAGGAUGUUGUUACUUUUUGAAGCUGCCUCAUAAGGAUGGCGGAAAAAAUAAUGUUGGAAAUCCUUUGUCUAAAGAUUUUAUCACGAAAUUUUCGGAAAAUGUGCUUUCAGGCGAUGGAAUUGUCGCAGAACGUGUCAUGGCGAUCGGCAGAAUGCUUUCCUACUGGCGAAACAAUCGCGAUCGUAUCCAAAAUCAAAAUCUCCAAUACUUACCGAAUGACGUUCUACCAGAAGACCUCAAAAAUCAAAAUCUCGGAGCAAUUAUCCCUCAAAUUGUCGUUUGCGGAACCCUCACUCGUCGCGCCAUGGAAUCCACGUGGCUUACCGCCUCAAAUGCCAAAGAACAACGCAACGGCAGCGAAUUACGCGCAAUGAUCCAAUCCCCGCCUGGCUAUAAAAUCGUCGGCGCUGACGUAGAUUCUCAAGAAUUAUGGAUCGCUUCGGUUUUAGGCGACGCUUAUGCGGCUCAGAGUCACGGUGCGACACCAUUUGGCUGGAUGACACUCAGCGGAACGAAAAGUGAUGCAACGGACAUGCAUUCUGUGACGGCAAAAGCAAUCGGAAUCAACAGAGAUCAAGCGAAAAUUAUAAAUUAUGCGAGAAUUUACGGUGCCGGACAACAAUUCGCGGUUCAGCUACUAAAACAAUUUAAUCCGACAAUUUCUGACAGCGAGGCAAAGACAAAAGCGUUUAAAAUGUUUCAAAUGACGAAGGGAAAGAGGUCUUACAGGGUAUUUCCGCAGUACUGGGACACCGUGGAAAACAAGGCUUAUUACCAAAAAGAGGCAGUUCACAUCGCGGGCAUGUUCGGCAAACACGUUUCCGAAAUGUUUGAACCUCCAAAAUGGGAAGGCGGCACUGAAUCGGCGAUGUUUAACCGUUUAGAAGAAAUCGCGAACGAACCUUCGCCCAAAACCCCCUUUUUGGGGUCCCGUUUGAGUCGAGCGCUGGAACCUGCCAACGGAAUGGAAGAUCGUUUCUUGCCGACGCGCAUCAAUUGGGUCGUCCAAAGUGGCGCCGUGGACUUUUUGCAUUUAAUGCUCGUCUGUAUGCGAUGGCUGAUGCAAGAUAAAAUCAAAUUUUGCCUAAGUUUUCACGAUGAAGUGCGAUAUUUGGUGCGAGAUGAGCACAAAUAUCAAGCUGCAUUGGCGAUGCAUGUCACAAAUUUACUCACGAGAGCCUUUUGUGCCUCAAAAUUGGGUCUGAAGGAUCUUCCACAGUCCGUAGCGUUCUUCAGUUCCGUCGAAAUUGACAAAGUACUGAGGAAAGAAGCGACCGCUGACUGUAAAACGCCUUCAAAUCCCGAUGGAUUGGAAAAAGGAUACGGAAUUCCGGCGGGAGAAACCCUCGAUAUCUAUCAAACACUCGAAAAAGUCGGAAAUGGCGACAUUAGUCAAUGGAAAUGGCAUCAAAAAACGUAAAAUAUCAAAUAAAUAUAAGUUUAUAGUACGAAAAUUCAACUAUCAAUCUCUUUCCGGAGAGCAUCUUCAACACUUUUGACUGUCACACCAUCGGAUUUCAUCACAGAAAC
Molecule: messenger RNA, 3482 nt
Organism: Culicoides brevitarsis
Lineage: Eukaryota; Metazoa; Arthropoda; Insecta; Diptera; Ceratopogonidae
Gene: tam
Product: DNA polymerase subunit gamma-1, mitochondrial
Exons: 4
Coding region: 1-3372 (1123 amino acids)
Biological process (GO): mitochondrial DNA replication
Cellular component (GO): mitochondrion; gamma DNA polymerase complex
Molecular function (GO): DNA-directed DNA polymerase activity; DNA binding; 3'-5' exonuclease activity
Source: RefSeq, a predicted model, not a curated record